This is a messenger RNA of Pezoporus flaviventris, 711 nucleotides long. Its product is annotated as olfactory receptor 8U9-like. The transcript has 2 exons. Gene Ontology annotation, molecular function: odorant binding; olfactory receptor activity; G protein-coupled receptor activity. The record is from RefSeq and is a predicted model, not a curated record. Lineage: Eukaryota; Metazoa; Chordata; Aves; Psittaciformes; Psittacidae. Gene Ontology annotation, cellular component: membrane. Bases 1 to 711 code for a protein of 236 amino acids. Gene Ontology annotation, biological process: G protein-coupled receptor signaling pathway; sensory perception of smell.
AUGUACUAUUUCCUCAGCCAUUUGGCUUUUGUCAGCAUCUGCUACUCCUCCGUCAUCAUCCCCAAAAUGCUGGCCUCGUCCAACCUGGCCUUUGUCAUUUUUGGGGUCAUUGAGUGCCUCCUGCUGGCUGUGAUGGCCUAUGGCAGGUAUGUGGCAAUCUACAAACCCCUCAUGUACCCCACCAUCAUGUGUGGAUGGAUGUGCUGGUGGCUUGUGGCUGGUUCCUAUGCUGUUGGUGUCUUCCAUGCGGUGACCCACACCACUUUCAUCUUUACCUUGUCCUUCUGCCACUCCAAUGUUAUCAACCACUACUUCUGUGACAUUGCCCCACUCUUACCUCUCUCCUGCUCCAACACCCACUCCUACGAGGGGGUCAUCCUUGCUCUCGUCAGCAUGAACUGUCUCAGCACCAUGACCAUCAUCUUUAUCUCCUAUGCUUACAUCCUCCCCUCUGUCCUGAGGAUCCACUCAAAGGAGAGCAGGAGAAAAGCCUUCUCCACUUGCACAUCCCACCUGAUGGUCGUCACCACGUUCUAUGGGGCAAUCUUGCUCAUGUACCUGCGCCCCAGCUCCACCUUUGCCUUGGAUGAGAACAAAAUGGCCACGGUGUUCUACACCAUCAUGACCCCCACGUUGAACCCCUUGAUCUACAGCCUAAGGAACAGGGAGGUGAAGGCUGCCCUCCUGAGAGCAGUUGGGAGAAGGCAGUGA